AUGAACAAUUUGAAUGAUCCCCCCAGAUGGAACAUCCAGCCUGACCCUGGAGGGAGGGAGGGGGCUGCUGGGGAUGGGAACCAGUGGAACUACGCUCUGCUGGUCCCCAUGCUGGGGCUGGCUGCUUUUCGUUGGAUCUGGACUCGAGAAUCUCAGACGGAGAUCCAGAGGGUUAAAGCUCAGUAUGACAAAGAUGUGUCCACAAUAAAAAGCGAGAUGGAAGCACGUUACCGGGACACACUGACAGAGAGCAGCAGGACAGUGGCCACACUAGAGCUGGAACUGGAGAAGGAGCGGCAGAGGGUGAAAGGCUACCAGCAGGCUCUGGUCUCACACACUCAGCAUCUCAUCCAGGAACGGAAACAGCUGGAGAAGGAGCAAGAGGCGUUAAAUGGUGAGAAGCAGAGGUGGAUGAAAUCUGGCGCUGCAGGCGCGGCGCUGCAUGACGCCCUGGAGAGAGAAAACAGCUGGUUCCAGAGGGCCACGGCUGCUCUGAAGGAGCUGGAGGGCAUGCUUGUGGAGCGACAGAACGCCUACUGCUCCGUCAUCCAACCUCGAGAGCAGCGGCUAGAGAUGGAGAAGAACAUGCUGCUGAAGGUGGUCAAGGAUCCUACGGUGGCAGAGCUGAACCUGGAGUCGGACCUGAAGGACAUUUUUAAGAGAGACAAACACUGUGCAGAUCUGCUCAACAUGGACAAGAGGAAGAACGGCAGCCUGAUGUGGGUCUACCUUCAGUACUGGCAGCUGCAGAUCACGAUGCAGAAGCACAAAAGGGCUGAAGAGGCCGUAUCAGCCGGGAAAGUUCAGAGUCACAGGGAGUGAGGACAAAGCAAAGGAAAAUGAAAGUAACGAUCAGCUGGUUAUUAAUGGCGUUGGGUAAUCUAGGAAUGGAACUGCUCAUUUUUUCCAACUCUAAGUAUCUUCAUUCAGUAGGAAUAUUAUGCAAACACCUGAGAGAUAAUCUUAUCCAGUUAAUGUUCAGAACAUUUCAUUGCUUGUGAUUUAUGAGUUUAAAGAACACAAUCAUAAAAUAAUACCAUCAGAGGCCUCAGUAAGAUUCAGUAGAUUUUAAUUAACUGUGCUAAGUUAGCAGGACUCAUCAGAACUGAUGCUUUCCAUCAAAUAAGACUCAACUCAAGUUGCACAAAAUAAUAUUAUUUUAUUAUUUUGUCUUAGAUAUAAAGUUAAGGCACCUUCAAAACAUCAUUUUGUGGAAAGACCUGAGUUGUUUGAGGACACUGCAAAUAUGUUUAAAAUAAAACGAAAUAUCUGAUUGUUGACACUGU
This is a messenger RNA of Nematolebias whitei (Rio pearlfish), 1286 nucleotides long. Its product is annotated as coiled-coil domain-containing protein 127. NCBI's taxonomy places the organism in Eukaryota, Metazoa, Chordata, Actinopteri, Cyprinodontiformes, Rivulidae. The coding region runs from base 1 to 822 and encodes 273 amino acids. The record is from RefSeq and is a predicted model, not a curated record. The transcript has 3 exons.